This is a messenger RNA of Spathaspora passalidarum NRRL Y-27907, 1804 nucleotides long. RefSeq lists its product as uncharacterized. Gene Ontology annotation, molecular function: cyclin-dependent protein serine/threonine kinase activator activity. Lineage: Eukaryota; Fungi; Ascomycota; Pichiomycetes; Serinales; Debaryomycetaceae. The coding region runs from base 42 to 1196 and encodes 384 amino acids. The record is from RefSeq and is a predicted model, not a curated record. The transcript has a single exon. Gene Ontology annotation, cellular component: cyclin/CDK positive transcription elongation factor complex; nucleus. Gene Ontology annotation, biological process: regulation of transcription by RNA polymerase II; positive regulation of DNA-templated transcription, elongation.
GCACUAUGGUUCUACCGAAGGAGGAGAAAGUAGCAGUAAACAUGGACUCCAAAGAGAAUACGCCGAAUUUAUCAGAAAAUGGUAAACCCGUGAUUACAAUAACGCAGAUUUCGCGACCUUUCUUUACCCAUUCCGAGAUAUCAUACAUGCACAGCCAGACCAUAGAUGAAAGCAAGAAACUUCAAUAUAACCAGACAAAAUACCAAAUCUUUCAGUUGUUAUACCAAGUCAUCAAACAGUUGAAGUUCCCCUUGAGAGUAUUGGCCACGGCCAUGAACUAUUACCAGCGGUUCUACUUGUUUCACAAGUUUGACGGAGCGUUUGAUGAUAUGGACAAGGAUCCGUAUGUCGUGGCCAUCACCUGUUUAUUGUUGGCUAGCAAGAACGAGGAUUGCAUCAAGAAACUAAAGGAUUUACAGAGCGUCGUUAAUAAAUUGCGAGAUAUUGAUGAAAACAAACCUGUCACGAAUACGUUGGAUAGUAGUGGUGAUUCAAUUGCCUAUCAUGAGUUGCAGAGAAAGUAUGUCUUGGCUACCGAGUUUAAAUUGUUACAGUUGAUCAAGUUUGAUUUCAGCAAUGGUGCUAAUUCAUUGAGCAUAAAGACCAGUGUGGAUUGUUUGCUCGUGCAGUUUUGUAAACAGUUGGAUAUAAACUAUCGCAUGUCGAUUUUGUCGUGGUUGAUUUGCUUUGACAUCAUGUCGACACCGUUGUGUUUGGUUAUCCCGCCCCAUUGCAUUGCGGUGGCGAUUAUUAUAAUCAGUUUGAAUUUGAAACCACAGGAGAUAAAGUUGGACCACCAUGAGAUUGGCGAGGAAGAUGACGACGAGAGAUUAUCAGAGAUUCUCGAUUCCAUUGACUGCGAACGAGACUUCAAGUGUCCUGAAGUGUUGGUUAACGAAGGGAUAUUGUAUAUUCUCGACUACUAUAUUCACCAAUACAGCCAUUCGGUGUUGAACAACUAUCUACCAGCUAUAGACAAGCAACUAGGUAAAGAACAGAUAUUCAAGUUUAUGGAACUAAAGGAGAAGUUUAUUGAUUUGAAGAAUAUGAAUGAAACCAGCUGUAAAGAGAGUUUGAACCGUACCGAUGAGUAUUUGUCUAAGUGGGAAUUCACCACUGCCUCGAAGGGAAUUGCUCGAUUUAUGUUGGGAAACAAACGAAGACGAUUCAACAAGGAAUUGGAUAUACAGGGCUAAUCUAACUUGUAACUAACUGCAGUACCUAUUUCAUGCAAAUUAGUGUUAAACGAGGCAAAUUUCACCGACUCGACAUUGUCUCCUUCAAGUUCUUUCCCAUCCCCUUGUGUGUCACACCAUUCUAUAGGAACCGUAGUUGUCGGAUCAGUAUAUACCAACACAUUAAAUGUAUAGUCGUCGUCCUCUUUUAAUACAGGCAAAUACGAAACCAGCGAUGUAAUCUGUCUAAUGAUUGCUCUAAUCUCUUUCUGGAUUUCCUCCUGAGGUUUAUCGGAGGAAUUGUCGGCAUCUUGGGAUAUUAUAUCAAGAUUGAAUUCCCAGCGUUCGAUAGUCUCGUAGGUCGACUUGCUGAUUAUGGCAAGCACGAACCGGAGCAAUCGCUUUCCGUAGAUCCAUUUCUUGAUCUGUUUCAUGAUGGUGUCGAUGUAGGCCUUGACAUCGUCGUCAUUGGUGACCAACAUGAGUAAAUCGUAUUUGCGGACAGUGACAAAGUCCUCAGCAGGGUAUAUUCCUCGUUGAAAGAGGAUUGUGUUUAUCGAGAACUCAAAGUAGUCGCUCACUAUUUUCGAUGAUCCCUUUAAUGCUAGUUUAGACAUGUUGUGUAUGCU